AUGACAUCGACGUUACGUUCAGCUGCGUCUGUACGAACUGGAAUUUCUGCUGGUGGCAGAUCUGGUGGUCAAGCAUCAGGCGUGACACGAAAAACUGCACCAACAAAUCGAUCUGCUCGCGGUUUACCGAAACUAAUCGAAAAUGAUCAAGAUGUGACGCCCAAACGUCUCGUUGAUCCUGAACAAUAUUACAACAAAGUCAAAGAUUCAGUUCUCUCAAAUGAUGCCUCAUCAACUCCAAGUGAAACAACGUAUUCAACAGCACAACCACAAGUUUUCUCUGCAACCAAAUCGUUGAUGGGACAUAGUCAUGGUGGAGUUGCGAAUUCGCAUGGAACUGACGCAGAAAGUUUCCCAUCUGAUCAUGAUGCAGAUCAGUUGGCCCAAAGUGUUGCAACACACGUAAUUGAAGACGACGAAUCACUCAUGUCAAUGGAUGGAGAAACACCUCAAUCAUUAUUAACGCUUAGCGAAACAGAUACGAUUUUUGUUCUUAGUAUUGAUAGUUGUAUUGUUGCGAACGAUGCCACAGAUUUAGAAGGUAUUAAAAAACAAAAUGAACGAUAUGUUGAAUUAUGUAAAAGUCGUCAAGGGAGCGAUGUGUUCAGUGAUCGUGGUAUGAACACAUUCAAUAACACAGUUAAGAACAAAGAAGUUCAAUGUGAACGAAUUCAAUCACAGAGUCGAGAAGUAUAUGCUUCUGUAGCCGAUAUGUACGAUUCUGAACGAGGUGAAAGUAAAAUUAUUCUUGGUAAAAGUACUCAUGAUACACAAACAAUUGAUGAACCGUUGUCUCGAACUGAUAUGACACGAUCGGUGGGUUCUGGGGUUGAUAAAUCACAUGGUACGCGUCUCUCGGAACAAUCGAUUGAUGAAACAAUGAGAAAACCAACAAUUGCAAAAAGUACGAACGAACAAGUUGAAGAUCCACAAUCAUUUGAUUCAUCGAAAAUCGCUACGAGUGUUUUCAUCAUGGAACGAAUACUCAAUUCGAACACAAAUCAAGUAAAACAAGCGAUCUAUCGUGGAUUAACUCCAUUAACUGACCGAGAAGAAAAAACUGUCGCUUAUUCUGGUUUAACUCUCGAUAAAUUAUUCGCUUAUUCGGCUGAAAUAACCAAUAAUAAAAAUGUCAGCGCAUUGUCGUGGAAUCAUCAAAAUUCCGAUUUACUCGCCGUCGGUUACGGUCCUUUUGAAUACAAUGAUCAACGUAGUGGUUUGGUUUGCUGUUGGUGUCUAAAAAAUCAAGAUUUUCCUGAACGAUUUUAUCAUACGCCAUCCGCGGUAACAACAGUGGCGUUUUCCGUCAAGUUUCCAUCGUUAUUAGCUGUUGGUCUUUUUGAUGGAACAGUUAAUGUUUAUAAUGUACAAAAUAAUAUCGAUAAAGCUUUACUUGAUACCGAGGAAGUUCCUGGUAAACAUACUGCACCUGUUUGGCAACUUUAUUGGUUAGCUGUGGAAAAGAGUCGUGAUGAUGAUACAGGAGAAGUACUUAUGUCAGUUUCAACCGACGGUCGAGUAACUCAAUGGUUAUUACGUAAAGGUUUUGAAUCGAGUGAUUCGAUGAAAUUAAAACGCAUUUUGAGUAAACAGACAAUUCAAAGACGUGAUAAUUCCAAAGAAGUAAAGAUUCCCAAAUCAGAGAAUUUGUUAUAUCGACAAUCGGGUGGUUUAUGUUUCGAUGUUUGUCCUGAUGAUUCUACUAUAUAUUUAUGUGGUACAGAAGAAGGUCUUAUCCAUCGAUGUUCAUUGGCCAACAAUGAACAGUAUUUGGAUACGUACGCAAGACAUUCAGGUCCAAUUUAUCGUUUGGCUUGGAGUCCGUUGGCUAAAGAUGUUUUUCUUUCAUCAUCUGCUGAUUGGACUGUAUCACUUUGGACAACUGACAGAUAUGAACCGUGUAUUACAUUUACAUCGAGAAAGAAGCCAGUUUUUGACAUUUGCUGGUCACCAAAAUCUGCCACGAUGUUCUGUUGUGCUAAUGAAGAAGCUGUUGAAGUUUGGGACAUUUCACGAAACACACUCGAACCCAUCGAUGUUAUAUUAACAACGCAUCCAUACAUAUUCACAUCGAUCACCUACGCUCCGAAUUCUGAAUGCGUUCUUGCUGGUACAAAUGUAGGUUCAGUUGUUGUUUACAAUUUAAAAAAUCUUCCAGCACCAACGAAGGCUGAUGAAUUAAUGGAAAUAAUCAAACAACAGACGCAUCAAGCACUAAUACCGGAAGAUCCGACUGUAAAAGCUGCAGCUGCUAUGAAACCUAAAGAAAACGUCCCUAUAAGCAACAAUAAAUAA
Messenger RNA from Adineta ricciae, 2295 nucleotides. The record is from the annotation of a GenBank genome assembly. NCBI's taxonomy places the organism in Eukaryota, Metazoa, Rotifera, Eurotatoria, Adinetida, Adinetidae.